Synchiropus splendidus (mandarinfish) is the source of this 1228-nucleotide messenger RNA. RefSeq names its product glyoxal reductase-like. The record is from RefSeq and is a predicted model, not a curated record. The transcript is spliced from 6 exons. The coding region runs from base 135 to 1007 and encodes 290 amino acids. Gene Ontology annotation, molecular function: oxidoreductase activity. NCBI's taxonomy places the organism in Eukaryota, Metazoa, Chordata, Actinopteri, Syngnathiformes, Callionymidae.
UUUAGUCACGUGACUGUCAUUCUCCAGCUUGCGAAAGGGGUGGAAAGUUGAAUCUGUAAUUUCCCAUUAUAGAAAUUGCAUCUGAUCCAGUUCUUAUAUAACCUGCAAAAACAUCAGCUCAAAGACUCACAAAGAUGUCCUGUCCAACUGCCGGCCCAACUGUCCUUCUGAAUUCAGGAGCGCAGAUGCCGAUUCUAGGAUUGGGCACCUAUAAACUACGUAGUCAAGAUGAAGUCCUGACAGCUGUCGAUGCUGCUUUGGGGUGUGGUUACAGAUCCUUUGAUAGUGCCGCUGUGUACCAGAAUGAGUCGGAACUGGGAAAAGCUUUGAGGGAGUUGAUGCCAAAAUAUGGUUUAACCCGGGGCGACGUGUUUGUCACCAGUAAGCUGGAUCCCAAAGAUCAUGGGGAGAAGGCCCGGGAGGCUGUCCUGCACAGUCUGGACCUGCUGCAGCUGGACUACAUUGACCUUCUGCUCAUUCACUGGCCUGGCACACGAGGAAUGCCAGUCCAAGAUGAUCGAAACACUGGAAACAGAGCACAGAGUUGGAUCACUCUGGAGGAGCUGUAUGCUGAAGGGAAGCUGAAGAACAUUGGCGUUUCAAACUACACACCGACACACAUGAGACAGCUGGUGAAGGAUUGCAAAGUUCGGCCUGCAGUGCUGCAGGUUGAGUUCCACCCUCGACUCUGCCAGAAGGAGCUCAGGAGUGUGUGUGCAGAGCUGGGUGUGUGUUUUCAGGCCUAUUCCUCUCUGGGUAAAGGGGAGUUUAUCUCUGACCCUGUGGUCGCAGAGAUUGCGACCAAAUAUGGACGAACAUCUGCUCAGGUCCUGCUGCGAUGGGCUGUUCAGCAGGGAGUCCCAGUCCUCCCCAAGUCCUCGAACCCAGACAGAAUCAAGGAAAACGCUGCCAUCUUUGACUUCACUCUGGAUGACACUGACAUGGAUCGGCUGUCAGCUUUAGACUGUGGACAGAGAGUCUGCUGGGACCCCUCCGGGGUGGUCUGAAAAUGCCUGCUUACAAACAUGACCCUCCUUGCUCACCCUUCAGUCAGUCAGCAAUGGGCACAUUUUUAAGUGUGCUGUUUAAAUGUUAUUCCCCACUAUUUAUAACGGUAAAUUGCCAAUGAUACUGUCACCAGUAUUAUAUCUUCUUUGAUCAUAAUGAACGCUCUGCUAAGUAACGCUUUGAAAUUAAAGUGAAAUGAUGAAUGUUGAAAUCCACUGAA